AUCUUUCUGAUCUCUCGAAUCAUUCGACCACCUCGCCUCAGUGUUCUCCAAAAAUGGCGACGAACCCAGGCAUUCUGACCAAUUGGCCAUGGAAACCUCUCGGAGACUUUAAGUGGUUGUUGCUGGCACCGUGGGUGGCACACAGCACUUACAAAAUGAUAACGAAGGAGGGAAAUGAGAGGGACGUUGGAUACUUUCUGAUAUUUCCAUAUAUUUUGGUGAGGAUGCUUCAUGAUCAGCUUUGGGUUUCUUUUUCUCGCUAUCAAACUGCCAAAGGCAAAAACAGAAUCGUUGACAAGAGCCUCGAUUUCGAACAAGUUGAUAGAGAGACCAACUGGGAUGACCUAAUAGUGUUAAAUGCACUUUCGUCUUACAUUGUGUAUAUGUUGGUACCAGAGGCUUCUAAUAUGCCAUUCUGGAGAGCGGAUGGAGUGAUUAUCACAGCAGUUCUACAUGCGGGACCUGUGGAGUUUCUGUACUACUGGUUGCACAGAGCUCUUCAUCACCAUUUUCUUUACUCUCGCUACCAUUCUCACCACCAUUCCUCCAUCGUCACCGAGCCCAUCACUUCUGUGAUACACCCAUUUGCAGAGCACAUGGCAUACUUUAUGUUAUUCGCAAUCCCAAUGUAUACAACGGUGAUAACAAGGACGGCAUCCAUAGUAUCAUAUGCAGGUUAUCUUAUAUACAUUGACUUCAUGAACAACUUGGGUCACUGCAACUUGGAGCUCAUCCCUAACUCUCUCUUCACCUUCUUCCCUUUCUUAAAGUAUAUCAUGUACACCCCCUCGUUCCACUCUUUGCAUCACACUCAAUUUCGAUCCAAUUACAGUCUUUUCAUGCCAAUAUAUGACUACAUUUAUGGAACUGUGGACAAAUCCACAGAGAUAACAUAUGAAACAUCAUUGAAGCGAACAGAAACCUCGCCACAUGUUGUGCACCUAACACACCUCACAACUCCAGAUUCCAUCUACCAUCUUCGUUUAGGAUUUGCUUCUUUAGCCUCCAAACCCCACACUUCGAAAUGGUACUUCUUCUUGAUGUGGCCUUUCACUCUUUGGUCUUCUAUCAUGACCUGCUUUUAUGGCCGAACAUUUGUUUUGGAGAGCAACACAUUCCAAAAUCUCACCGUGCAAUCAUGGGUUAUUCCAAGAUUCUUCGCACAGUAUAUUUCCAAGAGCCAAAGAGAGACAUUGAAUCAACUGAUAGAAGAAGCGAUACUGGACGCAGAGUUGAGUGGGGUUAAGGUCCUGAGUCUUGGUCUUCUAAAUCAGGCAAAGGAGCUUAACAAAUGUGGAGAGAUUUACAUACAAAGGUACCCCCAGCUAAAGGUGAAGAUUGUGGAUGGAAGUAGCUUAGUGGUUGCUAUAGUUCUUAAUAGCAUUCCAAAACAAACAAGUCAAGUGGUUCUUUGUGGUUCUUGCACCAAGGUUUCUCUUGCUAUUGCAACUGCUUUAUAUCAAAGAAAUAUCAAGGUAAUAACAACAUGCAAAGACAGCUUUGAGAAUCAUCAAUUAAGGAUAAGCAGACCUGAGUUGAGAAAGAAUUUGGUCCAUUCGACAUCGGACACUGCAAAAAUAUGGUUAGUAGGCGAGAAAUGGAAGGCGAAUCAACAAAUGAAAGCACCAAAAGGAUCGUUGUUCAUACCAUUGACCCAAUUACCUCUAAAGGAAUUGCGCAAAGACUGUUUUUAUCUCACCACACCUGCUGUGAUAGCUCCCUCUUCUUUUCAAAAUUUACACUCUUGUGAGAACUGGUUGCCAAGAAGGGUGAUGAGUGCAUGGCGUAUUGCUGGAAUAUUGCAUGGCUUGAAGGGUUGGGACGUAAAUGAGUGCGGAGAAGUGAUGUUCAAUGUUGAGAAAAUAUGGCAGGCGAGUCUUGAACUAGGGUUCCGGCCACUGCCACAGAAGAUUCCGUUCAUUGAAUCCUAAUCAACUAAAUCAUAUCAAGACAGAUCCUCUUAGUUUCAUGUUUUGCUCGCUCUGGCCCAAGUUGGCCGGAGAAGAUGAUCUGAAUCAUUUCAAUUAUUCUCGUCAUCUUUUGUUCGAUUUCUGUUACGUUAUGUCGUGAGACUGUAAUUUUUGUCGUUUCAUUUUUAUUUGAACUCUUAAA
This is a messenger RNA of Neltuma alba, 2112 nucleotides long. Its product is annotated as very-long-chain aldehyde decarbonylase CER1. Bases 54 to 1931 code for a protein of 625 amino acids. Gene Ontology annotation, molecular function: oxidoreductase activity; iron ion binding. The record is from RefSeq and is a predicted model, not a curated record. Lineage: Eukaryota; Viridiplantae; Streptophyta; Magnoliopsida; Fabales; Fabaceae. The transcript is spliced from 10 exons. Gene Ontology annotation, biological process: lipid biosynthetic process.